Molecule: messenger RNA, 1214 nt
Organism: Xylaria bambusicola
Lineage: Eukaryota; Fungi; Ascomycota; Sordariomycetes; Xylariales; Xylariaceae
Exons: 3
Coding region: 314-997 (227 amino acids)
Source: RefSeq, a predicted model, not a curated record
UCUCUGGCGACGAGUUGGAAUUAUUGACUAUAAUCCUAAUUUCUACCGCAAGGCGUCCAUAUCGUCCGUCGUAGAGAAAACCUCUGGUAACCAUUGGUGUGAGAGCGUCCUCACGCUACCCAAGCCUACUAUUUACCUGUAGAGGGGUACCCACGUCGCUACCUAGGUAAUCACUUAACGCGGCGCAACAAGUGGAUCCCGGUCACCAUCUCUUUACCAGGUCGGAUCCUGUUUACAGCACUGCGGUCGCCAUCUUCGUUUCCAUCUUCGUUUCAAUCUUUGCUGCUUUUCGGUUUCGACGUGAUAAAACAUCAUGGUCCCCCCAUCGCCUCUUCACCGCCAUCAAUCGUCUCUCGAAGGCAUCAUCGAUUUCUCUACAGAGCCACCUUUAAGGACAGAGCAGCGCUCCGUUGCUAAGGAUAGAUUCAACUGUAUCGUUGACUAUUUUAACACUGAUGAUGAUCCUAGCAACCGUAGUCCUUACCAUCGCUCUCAACUCAUCCGCUUCACCUACCAGUACGCACUUUCCGAACAAUCCCAGGACAAUCUAUUGCGGGCCUUCUUUCAGGCUAUGACACUCUCGCUAGACGAUGAUGACGACUUCGACUUCGACGAGCUCCGACCGAAAUUCUUUGGCUUCGCGGAUUCUCUUUUAGAUAACUUCUUUUUGCCUCCUUCCACUAAAAAGACGCCCCAACCCACACCGACUUACCAUUCCGCAGUCCAGGAGGUCCAAGGAGUGGCGCACGGUUUCGUGGGAACUCCAGCCCGAGUAUCGGCUCUGCGGGGCGAAUGCCUUCUCCGGGACCGCUAUCGUUGUAUAGUAUCGCGGAAAUUUGAUGUGCAUGAAGCAACGAACCGCUUUAAUCGUGACGAUGAUAACGCUCGAGAUGACGAUGGGAAUUUAUUGGAAGGAGAGCCGCUUGAUUCAUUGGAAGUAGCCCAUAUACUUCCACACUCUCUGACAAAGGUCAAUGCAAACCACGAAUUAUGCUAGAGCAGCUGCGCUCGCAGUCCUUAAUAUGUUCGAUCAUGGAGUUACGCAUCUGAUAGAAGGCACCGAUAUUGACCGGCUACGCAACGCACUCACUCUUACCCACCAACUCCAUUUAUUUUUUAGCGAUUUCAAGAUUUUCUUUGAGCCUGUUCAAGAUGAACCGCAAUCACAUACCUAUCGUGUCAACUCAUUUCUACAUCCGUCCGUCUCUAAGACU